GGUUUCCUAUGCCAUGAUACUCAGGGUGAUUAUAAAAGUACAGACUCCAGCUUAUAGUAGAGGUGAGCCGUCCAUAAUGUGAUGAAAUCUAUAAAUUAUCCCCAAUUCCAUCAUCAUCUUCAUCUUCAGGGUACAGCUUAUCAAAAAGAUUCGCCAGAUUCACCCUGGACGAAGGAAGCAUGCGUCGUUGUUCCUCAAGGGAUAGAUCAUCUCCCGAAGAGCUGUCGCUACUCCACGCUGGAUCAACCUCUUGGCUCGGUUCUUUUCCAGAUGUGCGACUGUUGUUUCGGCGUAGAGUGGCAAAAGGGGAAGGCAGUCCAGGAAAAGACUGCGUGCGCAGCCUUUCCAAAAACGAUCCAGAACGCGGUAAGCCUGAGUGCCGUGACCUUCCGGUUGAAGUCUCCGCUUCAGGUGCGCGUUGUUCUGAGGUCGUCGACUUUUCUAGCGCAUGAGCAUCAGCAGCCCAUUUCCGAUGCGUUACUGAAGAACGUAGUUGGUGACCGGGGGCGUCGCUAUUCGUCACAGCUGUAUUGGAAGUUGACGACACAUAGCUUCGCGUGAAGAGUCGUUGGGCAUCUUCUGUGUCAAUAUCGGACAAAGGAUUUUCGAGAUCGUAUAGGUGUGCAUGCUGAAGUGUGGGAUUAGGAUUGAUCAACGUCGGAAGGGAUUGGUCAUUCGACAAGGACGAGUCCUUAUGUUUGGUCUGUUGGACUUUGCGAGUAGCUUGUCGCCCUAGAAAGAUUUGCCGCUCCAACCGUAACCUAUUCUCGAUCAUAUGUAG
This is a messenger RNA of Heterobasidion irregulare TC 32-1, 781 nucleotides long. RefSeq lists its product as uncharacterized. The record is from RefSeq and is a predicted model, not a curated record. The transcript has a single exon. Bases 82 to 561 code for a protein of 159 amino acids. NCBI's taxonomy places the organism in Eukaryota, Fungi, Basidiomycota, Agaricomycetes, Russulales, Bondarzewiaceae.